AUAUCUAUAUAUCCAGAGUUUAUUUAUAUUUUAUAUAAAUAUUUAGUUGAUUACAAAGUUGUAUCGGGUCACCGGGUUGGUUGUAUAAUGACUAGUUAUGGUACAUACAGAAGUAGAAGAGGUAUUACAAAAAAACUAAACUAUGAUUUGACGUAAACGCCAAACCAUUGCCAAAGGCCAAGCCAAACAAACAAAGAGACAACUUCACUUUACACAAACGUAAACAGUAAACAGCAGUUAAACAGCACAGUAGUAAACAGUAAACAGAAAUAGUACUGAGAAAUAGUGUUAGUAGAGUAGCUGCUGCAACAUACCUACUGCAAAAAUGAAAUCCAAAAGUGUUCUAGUAACAGGAUUUGGACCUUUUGCUGGUCAUGCUGUAAAUGCAAGUUGGCAAUCAGUACAGUUAUUGCCGGAUGAAGUAAAUGGAAUAGCAAUUAUUAAAAAGGAAAUACCAGUAGAAUAUGUUUAUGUAGAAUCAGAGAUACCCCAAUUGUGGAAAGAACAUUCACCUAUGUUAGUGGUACACGUUGGGGUCUCAUCUGAAGCAACAAAUUUAACAAUAGAGAAGUGUGCUAAUCGGGAAGGUUACAAUAAAUGUGAUGGUGCUGGAUUGAUUCAUCCCUCUGGAUUGGCAUGUACAAAUGGAAAUGACUGUAUUUUUACGGAAAUAGACAUUGAAGCAGUUCAAAAUAGUGUUAAUAGUUCUGGAAAAGUGCAAUCUUGUAUUUCAGAUGAUGCAGGAAGAUAUCUCUGUGAGUUUAUCUACUAUACUUCACUAAAUGUGGAUCCAGCUAGGACAUUAUUUGUUCAUGUGCCUCCAUUAGGUCUUCCAUAUUCUGCCCAGGAAUUGUCGGAGGGAUUGUUAGAAAUUAUAAAAUGUGCAUUGGAACAACUAACUCACCAAAAAGACAAAUAUGAAAGUGCAGUUGCUAACACGUGCGUGUGUUAAAUUUUAUUUGUAGGUAUAUAACACUCUAGGACAGCGGUUCUCAACCACCGUGUCGCGACACACUGGUGUGCCGGAAGAACCUAUCAGGUGUGUCGCGAGAUUUGCGAAUACGAUAUUUUUAUUUAUAUUUUUUUACUUGUUAUAAUAUACCAAUCAUGCAUUCAACCAUUUUUUAAAUAUUAGGUAUAUACCACGUUAUACCAAUCAAUAAAGUGCCAAUCCGUAAUAAAAAAAUAAUAUGCUUAAUAUAUUCAUCUCUUCUUUAUUCAUCUCUACUACCACUAGCAAAAAUGUGUACAUAUAAGGGUGUCGCGAAUCUGUAAGGAGUACGUUAGUGCGUCGCUGAGUAAAAAAGGUUGAGAACCGCUGCUCUAGGAAGCCAAGCCGAAAAAUCAAAAAAUUACUGGGCACUAUAUUUGUACGGGAAUAUGGGGGGGGGGGGCGGGGGAAGUAAAUACGAAAGGUGUACAUCUCGUGGGUGUCGAAAUGUUUACUUCUUUGUGGCUUGUUAUUCAUGCCUAUUCUGUAACUCAUUUAGAUGAUAAAAGUCAGGAAAAUCGAAUAGAAGUGGCCAAGUCGAAUAGAAGUAGUCAAAAUCGGUAUUCCAUAACUCCCUCGGAAUCUCUACAAUCGUACAAUCAGAAUAGUGAAUAGAAAUGACUUCGACACCAUUUACCCUGUCGAAAUUAGAUUUCGAUAAUCGGAAUUGUGUUUGACGCAAGCGCAUUGUAUUUUGUUUUGACGUUUAUAUUUUAUAUCUACUAAAAAUAAUUUAUUACUACUUAUUUAUAAUUAUUUAUAGUAUUUUUACCUUCUGUAUCUGCUUAAUUUUUAGUCUGUGGUGGUGUUUACUUAGGGAAUUGUAUAUUUAAUUUAGACAUGUACGAGUAUGCAUCAAACCUAACCUUAAAAUUAAUUUGGCAUCCGAAAUUCAGAUUCUGAAUGUUGGCCAAUCACAGUGUUGCCAAACAUUUUUUGGGUAUUUCUUGUAUAAUUUCAAUCAAUGGCAUAAUGUACAAGAAUAGAUUUUACAUGUACAAGAACGUUUAAAAUAUAAAGAUAGACUUAUAGCGUUGAUUGAUAAAAUUUAUCAAUUAUUAUUUAUAUUAUUUAAUAUAUUAUGCCAGUUUACUUGUAUUUGUAUUAAUAACCGCUUAUAGACAAGAAAAUAAUUAUAGAAAAGACGCCGUUAUUGGGAAAAGUUGUUUAUCAGCUAUUUUAGCUGGAAUCAAAUCUUAAGAUUGUAUAUUAUUAGUAAUAUUUUACAUCAUACAUCUUAUCUUCAUUUAUCUUUUUUAUUUAUCAGUUGAUCUUCUUUUUUUAUAACAAUUUUAAUUAACUUUGAUUUAAAACCAUUUAUCAUCUUUUGAGCCUUUUGUGUAGAAUAUUUAGACUAAUAUUUUGUUGUUUACUUUUUAAAACUUUUCAUUUUUGUUAUUUGAAAACUAUUUUUUAAAUGCAACUAUAUUAGGUCUGGAUCCCGCAUAUGAAAAAAAAAGCUGAAAAUUUGUUAAUAGCUUAAGGGUGUCUAGUCGGAUAAACUUAGAUAUAUGGGAACACUGGAACAGGGGCAGUUUUAAUUGUGGAACAGGUUAAAAAAUUGGAACGGUCAGACCACGAAAACGGCACAUUUAUUUUGUCCGACAGAACAGACUUAAACUCUCCGAACAGAGAUUAAACUCUCAUGCAAAAAUCAGACUGCUAUUUAUCACCUGUCAUAAUACCUGUCAUUUGACAUAUUCUACAUGUUCCACUCAUUAAAACGGCCAUUUGGUAAUAAAUAGCAGUCUGAUUUUUGCAUGAGAGUUUAAUCUCUGUUCGGAGAGUUUAAGUCUGUUCUGUCCGACAAAAUAAAUGUGCCGUUUUCGUGGUCAGACCGUUCCAAAUUUUUAACCUGUUCCACAAUUAAAACUGCCCCUGUUCCAGUAUUCUGAUAUAUCAAAGUUUAUCCGGCUAGACAGCCUUAAGCUAUUAACAAAUUUUCAGCUUGCUAUUAAUCAACUUUUUUUUCAUAUGCAGGAUCCAGACCUAUAUGUGAUGUGAUAGUAUGAAAAAUUGAAGAUAUGGCAACGGUGUCGUAUUUCAAAUUUAGAACCAGAAACAAGCAGGCUACAGAACACCAAUUUCGCUUGACAAUGCGGGGUUGCCACCCCCUCCUGACCACGUGAAAUAAAAAUUGCCGAUUUCGAUUAACCUUUAUUUCGAUGUGAGUUACAGAAUGGCAAUCCAAAGACGUAAAUGACACGAUAGAUAUCAAACAUUCCGAUUUCAGGUAAUUACGAUUCGACUUGGUCACUUCUAUUCGAUUUGUUAAAAGUUACAGAAUAGGGCUGAUUAACAUUUAAGCAAAAAGGUUACCUUUUGAUUCAUUUCAAUAUUGUGAAAAAUCUACUCAUUGUAGAUAAAAACGUUCAACGGACGACCUUCUUGAAAACACUUGCUCUUUAAAAUUCCCUUCUAAAUUAAAAAAAAGUGACUGUACUUUGUGGGCACAUAAGAAAUAAUACUUCUGUUAUAUGAUUUCAGUUUAUUAUAUUAAACUUUUAUAUUAAACUGAUUUUAAUACUUCCCAGAUAGCAAUAUAAACUUGUUUCAAACUUGCAACAAGUUUGAUACAUCAAACAUGAAAGCUUGCUGCAGGUUUGCCAUGGCAACUUUGCAAACUUGCAGCAAGUUUAAAUCAAACUUGCUAGUUACAGUGUGACAAACUUGCAUGAAGUUUGUUUUUUCAAACUUGAUAUAACAAACUUGCUGAAGGUUUAUUUUUGCUUUGUUGCAUGAAGUUUGUUUUUUCAAACUUGAUACAAACUUGCUUAAGGUUUAUUUUGACAUACUAGCCACAAUUUGAAUAAAACAACGUGAAUAAAAAAUACAAUACCAUUUUAUAUAUCUAUUUAUUAAUCACUCAACUAAAAUACAAUCAUAUUGUCUAAAAUUAUUUAUUGGAACUUACAUUAAACCCGCUAGCUUCAGAUUCCGUUGCGCAGUUUUGUCUAUCAGCUCUGAAACAAAUAGAAAUUGCUAUAAACUCUUGCUGUGUGAACAGAAUUAAUAUUUGCUGUUAAAAGAGAUAAAAAGAUGUUAAAGUACAAUUUUACAAUAAAACCUAAAACUUAUUUAUACAUAAUAUAUUAUAAAUAUAAUUUAUUUUAGGUAGUAUGUAAAUACAACUAGCUAGAAGCUAGGAAAAUCAUAAAAAACUUACCUCAAUUUCACCAAAGCAAAAAGAUUACCAAUCUGUGCCUAAUCACCACAAGCAGGUGGGUCUAUGAAAAACUGAAGAAACAAAGCUUCAGCUUAGUAAUUAAAGUAAUAGUCUCGGAGAAUUGUACGGUAAAUGUAAAAAACUCAAAGAAAAAUAUCAACAUGGGAUAGGACAUAACCACAAAUUAUCAUCGCUUGGCGAUUGGCAGGAUACUUUUCCCGUGUUAUCAGCUGUCCAGUAAGCUUUUUCCCUCAACGUACCUUAAAAAUUCCCACUUAUGAUAAAAUUCCCUCCUAUGCUCCUAUUUAAAAAAUCUGUGAAAAUAUGUUGAAUUAUUUUCAAAUACUUUGAUUUUUUAAAAUAUUUUACAAUUUGGACUGGAGCAAAGAUUCCCUUUUUAUUUAACUUUUUUCCUUUUAUGUUGAAAAUUCUCGCAAAAAGGGAAAUUUCCCUCCGGUGGCAACACUUUCGUUUUCGUGGGCGUGACAUCAGUCAGGGUAAAGAACGAAACCGAACCGAACCAACCGUAACGUGUAAGUCAACCAAAUAGAUGGCACGCGUGACGUGGCUUUGCAACUGUAAGCUUGCAGCAAAGUUGUUACAAACUUGAAUCACCAUCGUUGUCAUAACAAUAUUGCAGCAAACUUGACACGAACUUGCCUCGUCAUAUUUGACGCAGCAAUUUAAAAUCAAAGAAGAAUCAAACUUGCCACAAGUUUACAUGCUAUCUGGGUUACUACUUUCCAAAAUAUUUCCUUAAAAUAAUGCCAAAAAUUAAAAAAAAAGCAAGACUACAACGUGAGGUUUUCCCAAGCGGUCACCCAUCCAAAAGAUAACCACGCUCGACAAUUCUGCUAGAGAACAAUGGAAUAAAUUGACACCAAAAUGAAUUAUUUUGACAGAUUCUACAAAUAAUAUUAAGAUUACUUUUUAAUCUUCUUUUCAUCAUACAUUUUAAUGCUUAUUAUCCUAUUCCCGACGAAGACAAUUCCAAAGACACAAAAAUUAUAACAAAAUAUAUUUACCAAAAACACCAAUAUAUUUUUUCACAGUUUAUUUGCACUGAUACAAUCGUACCUUGAAAGAUUUAGCAACUAACUUCAGACUGUCGUAUGGGCGUAGUUCAUACUGUCGUUUUUAUAAACAUGCACUCUCAACAAUUUUCCAAAUUGCAUCUUAAGAAGUAUAACUUCAAAAAUGUUUAUAAACAAAAAAGUUAUUGCAAAUUAUUCCCGAGAGCAUUUUUGAAGUGAAACUUCUUUAGGGACGUUGUGCGAUUUUUGGAUAGGAAAAAAAGCAUUAAAUUCGCGACCGUGUUGCGACCGUCAUCGCUUAUGCUAUAUAUUAUUUGUAUGGUGGUGACAGAUAUGAACUCCUAAAAUUAAUUAUGCAGGGAAAGAUUCAAGGAAGGCGCAGCCUCAUAGGUAGGAGAAAAAUAUCCUGGCUGAGAAAUCUCGGAGAAUGGUUUGGAUGCAGCUCAACUGAACUCUUUCGAGCUGUAGUAUCAAAAGUGAGAAUAGCAAUGAUGAUUGCCAACCUUCGUCGCGAAGAUGGCACGUAAAGAAGAUAAAUUGUAUAGAAGUAUUUAAAUUUAAAAUAAAUGUAAAACCUAUUUUAGGAUGGAGAAAAAGGAUUUAUUUCGCGACCGUCAUCUCUUCGGCGAAAUAAAUUUUGUACGUAUAUGUAUUGAAGUGAAAACUUCUUUAGGACGUUGUGCACUUUUUGGAUGGGAAAAAGUAUUAAAUUGGCGACCGUCAUCGCUUCAAAGAAAUAAAUUUUUGAAGUGAAAACUUCUUUAGGGACGUUGUGCACUUUUUGGAUAGGGAAAAAUUAUUAAAUUAGCGACCGUCAUCACUUGGACGAAAUAAAUUUUUGAAGUGAAAACUUCUCUAGGGACGUUGUGCACUUUUUGGAUGGGGAAAAAUAUUAAAUUAGCGACCGUCAUCGGUUCGACGAAAUAAACAUUUGAGGUGAAAACUUCUUUAUGGACGUUGUGCUCUUUUUGGAUGGAAAAAAGAAUUAAAUUAGCGACCGUCAUCGCUUCGAUGAAAUACAUUUUGGAAGUGAAAACUUCUCGAGGGACGUUGUGCACUUUUUGGAUGGGGAAAUACUAUUAAAUUAGCGACCGUCAUCGCUUCGACGAAAUAAAUUUUUGAAAUGAAAAUUUCUUUAGGGACGUUUUGCACUUUUUGGAUGGGGGAAAUAUAUUAGGGACCGUCAUCGCUUCGACGAUGCACUUUUUGGAUGGGGAAAAAUAUUAAAUUAGCGACCGUCAUCGGUUCGACGAAAUAAACAUUUGAGGUGAAAACUUCUUUAUGGACGUUGUGCUCUUUUUGGAUGGAAAAAAGAAUUAAAUUAGCGACCGUCAUCGCUUCGAUGAAAUACAUUUUGGAAGUGAAAACUUCUCGAGGGACGUUGUGCACUUUUUGGAUGGGGAAAUACUAUUAAAUUAGCGACCGUCAUCGCUUCGACGAAAUAAAUUUUUGAAAUGAAAAUUUCUUUAGGGACCUUUUGCACUUUUUGGAUGGGGGAAAUAUAUUAGGGACCGUCAUCGCUUCGACGAAAUAAAUUUUUGAAGUGAAAACUUCUUUAGGGACGUUGUGCACUUUUUGGAUGGGAAAAAGUAUUAAAUUAGCGACCGUCAUCGCUUUGACGAAAUAAAUAUUUGAAGUGAAAACUUCUUGAGGGACGUUGUGCACUUUUUGGAUGGGGAAAAAUAUUAAAUUAGCGACCGUCAUCGCUUCGAAGAAAUACAUUUUUGAAGUGAAAAUUUCUGUAGGGUUUGUGCACUUUUUGGAUGGGGGAAAAAUAUUAAAUUAGGAACCGUCAUCGCUACCGUUAUCGCUUCGACGAAACAAAAUUUUGAUGGGAGAAAGUAUUAAAUUAGCGCCCGUUUUCGCCACCAUCAUCGCUUCGACGAAAUAAAUAUUUGAAGUGAAAACUUCUUGAGGGACGUUGUGCACUUUUUGCACGGGGAAAAAGUAUUAAAUUAGCGACCGUCGUCGCUUCGACGAAAUAAAUUUUUGAAUUUAAAAUUUUUUUAGGGACGUUGUGCACUUCUUGGAUGGGGAAAAAUGAUUGAAUUUGCGACCGUCAUCACUUUGCUGAAAUAAAUUUUGUACGUAUAUAAAUUAUCUGUGUAUAUACAUAAAUAGCAUAGGACAAACGCAUCGCGUAUAUGAUAUUGGUAUGGGAGCGUUCAAGUAUUACGUAACGCAGUUUUGGGGGGAGGGGGGCCUUGUAAAACGUAACGGCCCGUUACGUGGGGGAGGGGGGUUCGAACAGCGCGUUACGUAACAUUUAUUAAAUACAAAACCCACUAUAUUGAUACUUAGUUUAGAUUUAGAAAAUUGAUAGAUAUUAAAAAAAAAUAAUACCCUUAUUUAAAGUGUGAUUCCUGAAUUAUUAAUUUCAAAAAUUAAAGAUAAUGGACUAUGCUAGACUUAGUGAAUCACCCUGUAUAUUCAAAUUUAUGUUUAAAUAGUCCAUAGUUGAAUUUAAAAGUUGACGUAUCCUAGCGUUUUUAUAAUUUUCUAAAAUAAUGACACAUGCCAACAAUUUUAUUCCAUAAGUGCCUUCUUAUAUAUACAGGGUGUUUCAGAAAAAGGUAACACGAUCUCUAAGAUAGGUGAAAAACUGAAAAAUAAUUGGGGUUUGCUUAGUAUAAGGUUUUUGUAACGGCAUGCGUUUUCACGUUGAAGAACAAAAAGUUUUACACAUUUUUUUCACUAUUUUUCCGAAACUACUGGCAACAUCAUAUAUUAUUUGUUAUACAAAAAUUUUUACUAAGCAAAAUAAAAUAUUGAAAUAAUAAAUAUGUUAUUUUAUUUUAAGUUUUUAUUAAAAAAAGAUAAAAUAGAAGAAUGCAUGGGAAGAAUAAUAAAGGAUGAAGCUAAAAAUGUAUGUAAGGAUGGGGCCAAGCAGGGAAAAUGUAAAUGUAAAAUUAGUAAUAAAAGAUUACAGUCGGUCUUGUCUAUCGACAAGUUUAGUGGAUUUGUGAUUUGCGGUCGCCGGUUCGAGCCUCAGCUAGGUCAUGAAAUUUAUAAAAGGCCAACGCCGUAGUAUAAAACUCAAUAGAGUCUACGGUUUGGUCUGGAUAAACUGGCGUCGGAUCGGCCUAUGGAGGAGCGGUACGGCAAGGGAUAAGGGCUUGCGGCUUGGUGAUACUCCUCCAUAGAUCCCUACCGAAGGGCGUUGACGCCUAAGAACGGUGUAUACAUACAUAGUAACUACAUAAAAGAUCACAUUGUAAAAUGUGUUUUAAAUAUUUUUAUUAUUUGUUUUAUUAAUUAUAAUCAAUCGAAAAAAAAAUUAAAGGCACUCGUGGGAGUGCCGACAGAAGUCAAAACUUCUUAUAAUAUAUCAAUUACGAACUCAAUGCUUUUUCCCCAUCCACACAGAAGUGCUAUAGGGAGCGUUCAAGUAUUACGUAACGCAAUUUUUGAAGAUUUUUGACCCCUCCUCCCCCCAUGUAACGCACCGUAACGUUUUUAUGUACCCCCUCCCCCUACCUAAACGUUACGUAACACUAAAGUGACCAUUUUAACCUAAAUGGAAAACUAGGUUACGAAAAGUACCGGAAACCCGGUAAAAGAACUUUGUUAUUAUUUUAAUCGCAUUUGAGGUAAUAAUAAAAUUUUACAAUCAUCAUCCAGCCUCAAAAAUCCACUGCUGAACAUAGGCCUCCUCCCCUCGUUUCCAACCACGUCUAUCCUGCGCCGCUCUUAUCCAGUUUUUAUUUAGCUUUCUUACGUCGUCUGUCCAUUUUGUAGGCGGUCAACCGACGCUUCUCUUGUCUUCUCUUGGCCUCCAUUCCAAUAACCUUUUUGUCCAUCGCCCAUCUGUCAUUCUGGCUAUGUGUCCUGCCCAUCUCCACUUCAACCUGGCUAUCCUUUUUAUGACGUCAGUCACCUUUGUUCUUCUCCUGAUUUCUUCGUUUUUGAUUUUGUCUCACAGAGUUAUUCCUAACAUUGACCGCUCCAUUCUUCUCUGCGUUACUCUUAGUUUGGUAGCCGAGGCUUUAGGUAAGGUAAGUGUUUCAGAUCCGUACGUCAAGACUGGGAGGACGCUCUGAUCAAAUACCUUUCUCUUUAGGCAUGUGGGCAACUCACUUUUAAAAGUUUCUCUCAGUUUUCCAAAUGCUGCCCACCCAAUAACGAUUUUUCUUUUUAGUUCAUGUGUCUGGUUAUCCCUGCCAAUCGUAAUUUAAUGUCCCAUGACAUGAAAUAUGUCCAAAACUUAGAAUAAUAAUAACUGUAGUUACUAUACAGGGUGAUAAAGCUAAGUAGAUCCGUUAUAAUAAUAGAUAGCAAUAAAAGUUAAUAACAAAAAAAUGGUAGGUAAAUAUUUUCUCCCCUAUAAAUUAUCACCAACCCGUAAACAUUUAAUAUUUUACAAUUUUUUCUUUUUUUGCAUUUAUCCGAUUUGUUUAUUUUUUACCAUUUUUAAUUUCAAUUUCAAUGAUUAAAUUUUCUUUAUAUAUUUUGAAAUAAUACAAUGCCGAAACCCCUUAAAAACUAAUUUUAUUCUUCCCCCAGAUAUUCUCGUUGAAAAAAUAGCGGCCCGUACAAUUUUUGAUUUUUAAAUACUUCGUUUCUUGGGGUAUGAUUUAAUUUGUACGAUGAAACAUGGUACUGCAUGCUAUGAAAACUACACAUUGUAAACUAUUUUAAUAUGUUAUGUAAGGGAUAUGAUUUUAUUUGUGCCGUGAAACAGGUACACUGAAUGCUAGGAGAACUACACAUUGUAAACUAUUUUAAUAUGUUAUGUAAGGGGUAUGAUUUUAUUUGUACCGUGAUAUAGGUACACUGAAUGUUAUUCGCUCCGUGCAUGGCUGACGCGACACCUAGCGUCGUCACCUGGCAUUUUUGGCAACAACAAUUUGAAGCAUAUGAUAAAUGCAUAUUGUGAAUUAACAAAUUAUUAAUAAUAAGUUUGUAAAUGAUAUUUUUCCAAUUUGUAUAUAAAAUGGAUGUAGUAUUAAGAACUGGGUUUCUAAAAAUUCAUCACAAUUUAUCUUUUAAAACCCCAAACGAAACAAAAAGGGAAAACUCUAUCCUCGUUUUUAAACUACGUAAUUCAAAUUUACCGCGCUAUAAUGCUUGUUUGUAACUGGUCUAACCGCAGGCAAAUUUACUCCACUAUAUAAAAUAAAAUAUAAUAUAAAAUUUUGACUCUAUUAACAUUUAUGAAAUUUUGACACUAUUGACUUUUAAAUUUCUUAGGUUAAUUAAUUAUAUCCGCGAACUGGUAAACCACCCCACGAACAUACCUUUUAUCGUCCUAUUAGUCUCUUACCGCCACUAGCUAAACUAUUUGAGAAGCUAUUAGCGACAAGACUUAUGAAAAUAAUAACUGAUAAUAUUCUUUUUCCGGAUCACCAGUUUGGUUUUAGAGAGAAGCAUUCAACAAUAGAAUAAGUUCAUAGAGUCGUUGAUAUAGUAAAUAAAACUUUAAAGAAAAAAAUACUGUUGUGCACUUUUUCUAGACGUCAGUCAGGCUUUUAAUAAAGUCUGGCAUGAAGGGCUGCUCUUCAAAAUAAAAAUGAACGUUCCUGAGUCAAUGUUUACUAUACUGAAAACAUAUUUAGAAGAAAGAUACUACCGUGUCAAGCAUGAAGCAGAUACAUCAAAAAUCUACCCAAUACGAUCUGGAGUCCCUCAAGGUAGUGUUCUGGGUCCUAUAUUAUAUUUGAUAUUUAUACACGACAUACCAACAAAUGAAAAUGUAACGACUACAACAUUUGCAGACGACACAGCUAUGUUCGUCACAGAUGAAAAUCCCGCAACAGCUACCGAAUCUCUUCAAAGGCAUAUUAGGGACAAAGAAAUGGCGCAUAAAGAUCAAUGAAUCAAAAUCACAACAUAUCAUAUUUACAAAAUGUCGCAAAAUAUCGCCUAAUAUAGAAAUAAAUAACAAAGCAAUUCCACAAGCCGAAAGCGUUAAAUUCCUUGGAAUGCACCUGGACAAAGCUUUGACAUGGAGAACCCAUAUAUGGAAAAAGGGUCAACAGUUAAACUUAAAAUUUCGUAAUCAUUAUUGGAUACUGGGCGGAACAUCGAAGUUGUCUAUACGUAACAAACUGUUAGUAUACAAUACAAUACUCAAACCGGUCUGGACCUAUGGGAUCUAGCUAUGGGGUACAGCAGCAAAAUCCAACAUAUCCAUAAUGGAAAGAUUACAAUCUAUAGUGUUACGCUCUAUAACAGACGCUCCAUGGUUCGUGUCAAACAAAGACAUUUAUUGUGACCUUGAAGUACCUACGAUCAGUGAAGUGAUAGUUCAGUGCAGUGUUCGGUACAUAAAACGCCUAGAAAGCCAUCCAAAUGCCCUGGCAAUAAACUUGCUUGAUAAUAGGCAACAAACCCACAGACUAAAACGUAAAAAUCCACUGGACCUUAUUUAUAACUAAGUUUUAUAACUCACCGUAAUUGUUUAUAUUUUAGAUAUAUGUAUUGUUUGUAAAUGCGAAAUGUAUGUUUGUAUGUAGCAUAUUAUCGGAAUGUCAUGUUUGUUCCAUACUAGAGGUCCAGUCAUUGGACUGACCUCUCUAAAGUCAUUUUUUUACUUCAAACCCCAAAGAAGCUUAUUGUUAGAAUUUUUAUAACUAACAGAUUGCUGAAUAAACGUUUCAAAAAAAAUAAUAUAAAAUUUUGACUAUUAGUAUUUAUGAAAUUUUGACACUUGACGUUUAAAUUUCGUAGGUUAAUUAAUUAUAUCCGCGAUUUUUUGUGAGUUAUUUCUUUAAUUUUUAGAUUUUUAAUUUUUAAUUUUUUUAACAAAUUUUUAUUAGUCUUAUAAGUUGUCCGAUACUGAUUACUGGAUUACCGUCGACAUGGUCAACCAAAAAAAGAAGAUAAAUGUGGUGAUCUUUAUAGUGACAGUAUUUUGUGAGUUUAUUUUUCCUAGUUUAAAUCUUUUCUCUAAUUUAUUUAUGAUUAUUGGAAAUCUAUAGAAAUUACGCUUACUUUUUUGGCUAUUAUUAGCAUAAUUAAAUACUUACGCAACAUUUAUUUACCAUUUUUGAUCAAAUUUGUUAUACAAGCAAUGACACUGAAUAUCAGAAAGAAUCGCCAAAAUUGUCAUAUUUCACCGCUACGGACGCUGGCAUCGUUUCGUGUAUCCCCACAAUAGUCAAGCACGGAGCGGAUAAGAACAACACAUUGUAAAUUAUUUUAAUAUAAUUAUUAUGUUAGGGGUAUGAUUUUAUUUGUACCGUGAUACAGGUACACUGAAUGCUAUAAAAACUACACGUUGUAGACUAUUUUGAUAUAAUUAUUAUGUUAAGGGUGUGAUUUUAUUUGUGCCGUGAAACAGGUACACUGAAUGCAAUGAACGCUAUACAAUGUAAAUUUAAUACGUUAUGUAAGAAAAUAUUAAGAAUUAAGUAAAAAAGUUUAAAUCGA
Molecule: messenger RNA, 12562 nt
Organism: Diabrotica virgifera virgifera (western corn rootworm)
Lineage: Eukaryota; Metazoa; Arthropoda; Insecta; Coleoptera; Chrysomelidae
Product: pyroglutamyl-peptidase 1
Exons: 4
Coding region: 326-952 (208 amino acids)
Biological process (GO): proteolysis
Cellular component (GO): cytosol
Molecular function (GO): pyroglutamyl-peptidase activity
Source: RefSeq, a predicted model, not a curated record